Molecule: messenger RNA, 1560 nt
Organism: Chaetomium strumarium
Lineage: Eukaryota; Fungi; Ascomycota; Sordariomycetes; Sordariales; Chaetomiaceae
Exons: 4
Coding region: 1-1560 (519 amino acids)
Source: RefSeq, a predicted model, not a curated record
AUGAACGCAACGCUAUCUGCAUCAGCUAACUCGAGCUCCUCGUUUGACAUUUACCAGCUCGUUGGCUGGGUCUCAUCUGAUACCACGCGCGGGAGUAUCGACAUUCUUUGGAUCUGCUGCGUCAUCAUCAUUCUAUGCUGCUGGGUCUCUACGUUUCCCAAUGUCCCAUCCAUGAAUGACAAGUGGUAUCACCCCCUUGUUGACAAGGCUAACCUCGCCUUCGUCGGCUUAUUGGGUCCGAAUUUCCUCUUCACCAUUGCCCUUGGCCAGUUGUCGAGCGCCAGGCGGAGCGUCAGGCUAUUCCGAACAUUGCCUCAGCGUCCACUCGAAUGGAGCCUUGUACACGGGUUCUUUGCGGAUAUGGGCGGAUUUCAUCUCGCAAGCGCCGACUAUUCCCCUUUCCCCGUCAACGCCGAGCAGCUUCAUUAUCUCAUCAGAUAUGGUCAUGUGGACUUUCCGAACUUGACCAAGCGCGACAUCAAAGCCCUCAGCCACACCGAUGGCCUAUCCAAGUUACUUAUCCUCUGGCAGGUGCUCUGGUUCUCCGUAUCGGAGUUGCAGCGUAUCAGAGAAGGCCUACCCAUGACGACGUUUGAGCUUACCGCUCUCCCCUUCUCUCUCAUCAUGCUCAUCACCUCGCUGUGUUGGUUUCCGAAGCCAACCAUCUCCCGUCCUAUCAUCCUUUAUACGAAGGACGGGAGGAGCAUUGAGCAUAUCCGGAUGGCGGCCAGGAAUUCGACUCACCCCGACCUCCGCUCAAUCUGGUACCGCACCCCUCUUGACUUCAUCUCCCCCUACCGCCGAUUCCGCGUAGACGUCCACUGGUCGAAAUACGAACAGCUCACCUACAUGGUCCGCGUGCCGCUCUUCUCCCGGGAGAUCAGGGCCCGGCCGUGGGACCGACUGCCCUCCGCUGCUUGGUUGGUAAUCGACCGGACGCUGUUCGCACCCGCCUUCCUGGUCAACACAGUCUUCGGUGUCUCGCCCCUGGCGGCAUGGAACUUCCACUUCGCCACCCACGGGGAAAGGCUCGCUUGGCGUAUGUGCGGCAUCUAUCACGCGCUGUUCUCCAUCAGCUUGGGCGUGUACUACAUCUACGUUGUGCUGCACCCUCCGCAAAACACAGAGGCGGGGAAGGCUCCUGGGACGGCUGGUGCUGCGGCUACUACUGGUAACACCAGUUCGUCGGCGACCCUGCAAGCUGGUGCUAGUCCAAGCGAAGGCCAGCAACGCCAGGGGGGCGGGAAAGGGCAAGCCUUUGGGGUCACGGCGUCUGCCGACGUGGAAGCACGCUUGGCGAAUUCCGCAGAGCAUGUCAGCCUGAGACGCAAACGUAUCAUCCAAGCGGCGGUAGAAUGGCUGGACCGCUGGCGGAAUAUCUCUCCAGACGGCGACCCGGACAUGGAAAUCGGUCUUCGGGCGACGUUUCUUCCUCUGGCAGGCACCUUUCUCUACAUUUUCUGUCGUAUGUUUUUCUAUGUGGAAUGUUUCAUCGCGAUAAGGCAACAGCCCGUCGGCGUGUAUAAGGCGAUGAACAAGUUUCUGCCCUUCAUGAACUAG